Messenger RNA from Naegleria gruberi, 834 nucleotides. RefSeq lists its product as uncharacterized. The record is from RefSeq and is a predicted model, not a curated record. The transcript has a single exon. Bases 1 to 834 code for a protein of 277 amino acids. NCBI's taxonomy places the organism in Eukaryota, Heterolobosea, Eutetramitea, Acrasida, Naegleriidae.
AUGGCAAGAGAUGAUGAAAUUAUUCUUGCACUUAUUUCACUUUCAAAAAUUGGAACUGAAAAAUUUAUUGAACAACUAAAAUUGGAUUUUCACACAAAUUUCAGAAUUAAUCCAAAUGUAAUAAUGAAAUGUUUUUUACAAUGCCAUUGGAUGAUUAAAUUUGCAGAUGAAUCACUAAGGGACAAUGAAGAAUUCAUGCUAAAGGCAAUGGAAACCUAUCCUAAAACAUUAUACUACAUUUCAGAUAGAUUGAAACUAAACAAGUCAUUUAUUCUCAAAGCUGUUAACACAAAUGGAAGAGUUUAUAAUUUUCUUUCUCCUGAAUUUCAAAAUGAUACUGAAAUUAUUUCAACAGCUGUGAAACGAAAUGGAUUUAUUUUUGCCUCAAUACCAAGAAAAUUUCACUCCAAUAAGGAAAUUUUAUUGAGUGCCUUCAUUGAUGGAUGUGACAGAUAUAAUGGAAACAAUUUUUACACAGUCAAUGGUCAAUAUCGAUUCAUUUUUAAACAAGUUCCAAAGGCACUGAAAAGCGAUAGAGAACUUGCAUUGUCACUUGUUCAAAGAUUUGGAUAUUCUAUUUAUUAUUUGAGCAGAGAUUUGAUUAAUGACAGAGAAAUUGUGUUAAAAGCCAUUGAAAAUUGUUAUUUCUCUAUUAUGGUAGUUUACAAACAUAUCUUUGUGUAUAGAGAUGAUGAAAUUAUGAAAUUGGCAGCAAGACAAUAUCAACCAUCGUCAUCAUUAUCACUACAACUUGAUAGGAAAUUAAGACGAGAAAUUGAGGAUGAAAAAUAUUCUAAACGAUCUUCAUUUUCAUGGAACAAGUAUCAGUACUAA